CCGAGAAAGCAAGAAAAAGCUCGAAAGAAUUGACUGACGUCUAUUAAUUUGGAUAAUUAGUUUAAACAAAAAAGGCGGACCAACGGAAAAUACGUCACAGACUGAGGGGGUUUUCCCCAGGUAAAAUAGACCUGUCUCGCUGUAAGGAGGUCAGAUUGUAAACAGUACAUUGAGUGAGCAUGGACGAUAUACAUAGAGAAGUUUUAUAGUGAAACGAACUAUGAAGUUAUACAAAAUUCGAUUCAUUGUCUUAGGACUAUUACUACGUGUUUUCUUCGUGUGGUGCCAAACUUGUGGAACUAAAUUCACGGACCCAGCCUCUAGCGCUUACUUAGCCGAGGCGGUGGUGGAAGGGAAAGUGACCAAAACCAUGCCCCCGAACGAUGAGGGGAGGUAUAAUGUGACCCUAGCGAUCCGGAGGGUGAGGAAAGGUGCCCGUUUAUUACCGGGUGGCAAGAAAACCAAAAUAUUAACGAUUGGAGAAUUCGGGGAGAAAGAUAUUGAUAGUGAAUGUGUGACAAGUAUUACAAAAUCAAACCAAAAAUAUUUCUUUUUUCUGAAAAAAGUGACGGUUGAGAAUAGUACUUUUUAUAGAAUUUCAGCAUUUCCUGUAUCAGUGUCAAAACAGUCGGGACGGUUAAUCAGAAAGGCAGCUUGUAAGACAUGCGGUAAAAAACCGGAAUUGAAGAAAAUUAAGGCAAAAAAUGUAAGUGUUGGCAAAAAGUUGCAGUUGCGAUGUCGUGUUCGAUCUGCAAGACCAGAUCCAUCUAUUACGUGGACCAAAGACGGAGUUCCAAUUUCCGGAAAAACAAAGGGUGUUCAAAUAAGGAAGAAAAAGAAGUAUUCACAGUUACGAAUAAACAAAGCAUCCAGCGAAGACGCUGGAGUUUAUACAUGUAUAGCGACCAAUGUUGUCGGGACAACCGAGAAAUCUGUGAAAAUUAAAGUGAUAAACAAGCCUCAAAGUACAGGAAGACCAAGGACCACACCAGCACCCAGACAUAUUCCAUGCAAACCGGAGGACCAAGGCUAUUGCUUAAAUGGCGGAGUGUGCCGCAUCAUCAAAGACCUCGAUAUCAAAUCAUGCGCCUGCAGACGCAAUUUUACCGGAACUCGAUGCGCCAUACCCAACCCAAACAUCCGGGAAUUUUCAGAUGCACCUGGGAAAACCCCUGAUCCUGAGCGGGAUCGAACCCUGACCAUUAUUGGCAUUGUUAUUGGAAUUUUGAUAUUUGUUUGUUUUUGCAUCGCAUCCUAUUUCCUUGCAAAGAAUAGACGCAUGGCAUACUUGAAAAAACGAGAUGCUAAAAAGAAGCAAUUAAACGGCACAACCACAACUUCAGUCUAUAACACAGUAGAUCCACAACAAAAUGGACGAAAGCUACAACGGCAGAACACAGUUAAUAUGGAAACACAGACGGAUGACGGAUGUCUAUACCCGCCAUAUCCAAACGCAAAUCCCGGCUGGCCGAACUCGUACCUGAAUCCGCUGGACAAUGACUUUCUAAGGAACCCUCCAUCAAACAGAAAUUCUCGUACUCGACUUUCUGGUGUCUCUACAGAACGAGAGAGGCCCACCUCCCAGCCAGACACCUCCUUGUCGUCCCCCAAACCUCUAUACAACAGGAGUCCGUCCGAUCCAACGAAGCCAUUCAAUGCAGCCGACAAUCGAGUCUGCGACAUACCGAGGUUGCGAGUAUCGGACGACUCCGUUGGAAGCGAUGGCGAGGAAGUUGCAGACGACAGCACUUCUCUGAGGAUAAGUGAAGACGACGAACGUACUCCGUUUGUACGGAAAACUUUUUCCGAGUCAGGGCGUUUCGAACCGGGUGGAAAUUCUAUAAAUAACGAUGAUGAAUCUGUGUCUCAGAGUUCUUGUGCAGACGACGAGGAACUGAGGCGGAUAUACUGUGCAGACGACAAUGGACGGUACGGGAGAAGGUGUUCAGAAACUCUCUCUUGGAAUGAAAGAGGUUCUCCAGAGCAACCCGUUCAACAAAACUGUUUCAAUAUAGAAGAUCCCAAUUAUCUUUAUUCAAACAAUUGUACACUUCCGGUUACCUAUGACAAUAUCUACAAUCUUAACGACAGUCAAUUUCUUGAUGACAAACCUCCCACGCCCGUUUAGUUUGCUGGAUGUUGUAGAUGAUUGAGUUGUGUUCUCGCGAGAUCUCUCAGAUCUUGUUUCUUGCCUCCGUGAAAUCUUGCUGGCGGGCUUUUUCGGAGUUGGCCAAGUUGGCUAAAGGAAACCGCGCUCCUCUCAUACUUUUAAAGCUUGAGAAUAAAUGACGAGUAUUAUUGAAAAGUUGAAGAUAAGUCAGUCAAACUCGAGGAAAUUGGAUGCCUUUUUUUCUUUUUCGUUGUUCUUGUAUUUUUUUUAACAUUCUUGUUUCAUAUGCAACUAUAAAAAUGAAAAACCCAAAAUUUCAAUUCAGUGCCACUGUUAUUUGUGAUACACUUGUCACGUGAUAACACGUGUAUGUUUCGUAUGUCUCUGCAUCAUUCCAAUCCUGGUGAUUAAAUGUCUCAAGAUGUAUGUUAGUAGUAUAUACAUCCCAGUGAUAUUUUUAUAUUAUUAUCUGAAGCUUUUGAAUAAUACUUGGGUUUUUUUGGACGGUUAUAUUGUAAAUAUGCCUGUUAUCUGUUACAUUUUUGUCCCAUAACUUUUAUCUUUUAAUAUAUUGUUGCUCUCCAUGUUUUCAGUGUACGAGAUAGAUGUGGAAGUGUUUUUCCUUAAAAAUAAACAUUUUUAGUCAAUUUGAUAAGGCAUUUAAUGUAUAUGUCAAACUUUUUGAAACCAAUAUAUAACGUACAUUCCUUGUUACUUGAUCAUCUGUAUAUACAUUCAUGUCUUGCUAUUUAUUGUUGUUGAAAACUGUAGAAAAGUCGAAAAAAAAAUCAAUCUUUUUUUUUAUAUCGAACAAAAUCUUUCAUGAUUUUAGAAGAAACAGUACUUCGUAAUCUUGAAAAACUUUUUCUGAGGUCGUUCACAAAAUUUGAACAAGUUUGCCAUAAGAAUCACUGCCAAUACCAUGAACAAUUUAUAUUUACAUUGACUGAUAUUACGCAUUUAAUAAUAUUUUCCCUUUUUUAACACUUUUCAUGUUUUCCUAGAAAAAUAGAUAGAAGAAAUUGAAUUUAACUUCUAUUUCAUAGUAUAAAAACACCUAAUUACACUGUUGUGAAUAAACCGCCGAUUUUCGAGCAUUUUUGAAAAAUAUUGUAUGAAUGAAGAGAAUGAAAGAGAUGAGAAUAUCUUAUGUUUGUUUGUUUGUUUUAGUUUUAGUUAUUUAAUUCUUAUUGUACUGUUUUCUUUAUAAGAGAGAGGAGUGAUACUGAUUCCUUUUUAUCUUUCCAAGUAUUUUCAUUUAUAUAUCUUAUUUUGAACGUUUGCAUUUGACGAUCAACUGGUAGUUAGUUAUAACAUUAGCCAUUGAAAAGAAGACUACAAUUUUACUUCAACUUACUAAAAGAAAUCCAACACUGUUUUUAAUAAUAUAAGACAAAGCGGGGCUCCUAACGUUUGUAAGAUUUGUCGAGAAGUUUAAUGCAAAAUGCAAACACGAUAUUCAACGUCUGAAUGUUCUGUUCUUAAUUUUUAUGUUUUUUUAUUAAAGAUAUCGAAAUAAUGUGAUUUUGUCAAUUUGGCACCGAAAACAUACGACAGAAAAUAUCUAACAGUUCCAAAGCUACGCGGUUCACCUGACCGAAUUUUUACCCCCUUUUUCAAAUACGAACUUUAAUCUUAUAAAAGCAUCCUGUUACGUUAUGCCCCAAUAAUUGAUAUUUUAUGACGAGUAUUAUUCUGUUUAUUAUAUUUUUCCUUGUGGUGCUAGUAUGCGAGUUGUUAAAGUGUUGUUAUUUAUUCAUGUGUAUGUUUAGCAAUUGUAAAUUAGAUGUAAAGUAUUUUUAUAAAUAAAAUUUUUAAAAUCUUA
Magallana angulata is the source of this 3935-nucleotide messenger RNA. RefSeq lists its product as uncharacterized. The coding region runs from base 221 to 2128 and encodes 635 amino acids. NCBI's taxonomy places the organism in Eukaryota, Metazoa, Mollusca, Bivalvia, Ostreida, Ostreidae. The transcript is spliced from 9 exons. Gene Ontology annotation, biological process: intracellular signal transduction; nervous system development; animal organ development. Gene Ontology annotation, molecular function: signaling receptor binding. The record is from RefSeq and is a predicted model, not a curated record.